Wickerhamiella sorbophila is the source of this 876-nucleotide messenger RNA. Its product is annotated as COP9 signalosome complex subunit 5. The transcript has a single exon. Lineage: Eukaryota; Fungi; Ascomycota; Dipodascomycetes; Dipodascales; Trichomonascaceae. Gene Ontology annotation, biological process: protein deneddylation. Gene Ontology annotation, molecular function: metallopeptidase activity; deNEDDylase activity; protein binding. Gene Ontology annotation, cellular component: cytoplasm; COP9 signalosome. The record is from RefSeq and is a predicted model, not a curated record. The coding region runs from base 1 to 876 and encodes 291 amino acids.
AUGCUGUACAGCCGACCCAGUGAAGAGCUUUCCAAGGUGCUGAGAACUGAGCCGUGGAAAAGAGACAUUGAGUACUUUCAAGAAGUGCACGUAUCUGCGUUAGCUCUGGCAAAGAUGGCCACACACGCAAAACAAGGCAAGCACGAGGAGAUCAUGGGUAUUCUAACCGGAAGCGUUAUUGAAAACGCAUUUGUGGUGCUGGACUGCUACGGGUUGCCCGUUGAAGCAACUGAGACCCGGGUCAAUGCCAUGGGUGAGGCAUACGAAUAUAUGGUCCAGUACAUUGAAAGCCAGCAGUCUACUGGCAAUUCCGAUAAUAUUGUGGGCUGGUACCACUCACAUCCGGGAUAUGGCUGCUGGUUGUCGGGAAUUGAUGUUACAACCCAGCAACAAAACCAAGCAUACCAAGAUCCGUUUCUGGCUAUUGUCGUGGACCCUGUACGCACUACUACGAGUGGCCAAGUGGAUAUUGGGGCCUUUAGAACAUUUCCAGAGGGUACCACCCGGCCAAUUGUGGGAGCCAAUCGUGAAGCGACCCUCAGCAAGUACGGUGCGCAUGCUCACAAGUACUAUCCUUUAGAAGUUUCCUAUUUCGGCACUUCUCUAGACGAACCAAUUUUCGAUCUGGUCUGGAACCGGUAUUGGACGUCUCUGCUGGCAGAGUUGCAAUUGAAAGAAGAUAGAGAGUACGGGAUUAGUCGGCUUGCCAGUGUCAACAACCGACUGAACCAGCUAGGCAAAGUCAAUCUGGAAACAAGGUCGCACACAAAAUGGGGCAAGCUGGCCGCGCUGUCCACUGAACUGUCAAAGUACGCUUCUAAUGAUAUUGGUAGUUUGGUGAGCCAGAAAAAUUGUGACGCCUUAUUUAAACAAUAA